This is a messenger RNA of Trichosurus vulpecula (common brushtail), 3233 nucleotides long. RefSeq names its product G protein-coupled receptor kinase 6 (gene GRK6). The record is from RefSeq and is a predicted model, not a curated record. The transcript has 16 exons. Gene Ontology annotation, molecular function: G protein-coupled receptor kinase activity; ATP binding. Gene Ontology annotation, biological process: protein phosphorylation; signal transduction; regulation of signal transduction. Lineage: Eukaryota; Metazoa; Chordata; Mammalia; Diprotodontia; Phalangeridae. Gene Ontology annotation, cellular component: plasma membrane; cytoplasm. The coding region runs from base 117 to 1847 and encodes 576 amino acids.
GCGGCUGCGGCGGCCCGGGAGGCCGAGGCCGAGGCCGUGGCGGAGUCACUGCGAUCCUGGCCGGCUAGCUAGCCAGAGGGCGAGCGAGCGAACGGGCGGGCGAGCGUCGCGGCCCCAUGGAGCUCGAGAACAUCGUAGCGAACACGGUGCUGCUCAAGGCCCGGGAAGGUGGUGGUGGCAACAGGAAGGGGAAAAGCAAGAAAUGGCGACAGAUGCUUCAGUUUCCCCACAUAAGCCUGUGCGAGGAUCUUCGUCAAAGUGUGGAGCGGGACUACCACAGCCUGUGUGAGAAGCAGCCCAUCGGGCACUUGCUCUUCCGGCAGUUCUGCGAGACACGGCCAGAGCUAUCUCGAUGCAUCGGCUUCCUGGACGGGGUGGCUGAAUAUGAGGUGACCCCUGAUGAUAAGCGGAAAGAGGCUGCCGAGAAGCUGAUAGAGAGCUACCUGAACCCCAAAUGUACAGACCAUAUUCCUGAAGUUCCUUCCCAGCUGGUGAGUGACUGUGCUGAGCGACUUGAGCAAGGGCCCUGCAAAGACCUCUUCAAAGAGCUCACCAGAUUGACUCAUGAAUAUCUGAGCGUGGCCCCCUUUGCCGAUUACCUCGAUAGCAUCUACUUCAAUCGAUUCCUCCAGUGGAAAUGGAUGGAAAGGCAGCCAGUGACUAAAAACACCUUCCGCCAGUACCGGGUCCUGGGCAAGGGUGGCUUUGGGGAGGUCUGUGCAUGCCAGGUGCGAGCAACAGGCAAGAUGUAUGCCUGCAAGAAGCUAGAGAAGAAGCGAAUCAAGAAAAGGAAAGGAGAGGCCAUGGCCCUGAACGAGAAGCAGAUCCUGGAGAAAGUGAACAGUAGGUUUGUAGUGAGCUUGGCAUAUGCCUAUGAAACGAAGGAUGCCCUGUGCCUGGUGCUGACUCUGAUGAAUGGGGGAGACCUCAAAUUCCACAUUUAUCAUAUGGGGGAAGCAGGCUUUGAAGAAGCCCGUGCUGUCUUCUAUGCGGCUGAGAUCUGCUGUGGCCUGGAAGAUCUGCACCGGGAACGGAUCGUGUACAGGGACUUGAAACCAGAGAACAUCCUGUUGGAUGACCAUGGCCACAUUCGGAUCUCUGAUCUUGGACUGGCUGUGUACGUGCCUGAAGGUCAGACCAUGAAAGGUCGAGUAGGCACUGUGGGCUACAUGGCCCCCGAGGUGGUAAAGAACGAGCGGUACACAUUCAGCCCAGACUGGUGGGCCCUGGGCUGCCUCCUGUAUGAGAUGAUCGAGGGCCAGUCCCCCUUCCAACAGCGGAAGAAGAAGAUAAAGCGAGAGGAGGUAGAACGACUGGUGAAGGAGGUGGCAGAAGAGUACUCGGGCAAGUUCUCGUCCAGAGCUCGUUCUCUGUGCACCUCGCUUCUGUGCAAAGACCCCCGGGAAAGGCUCGGCUGCCGAGGUGGGGGCGCUCAGGAAGUCAAGGAGCAUCCCAUCUUCAAACGUAUCAACUUUAAGCGGUUGGAGGCCGGGAUGCUGGAGCCUCCCUUCAAGCCCGAUCCCCAAGCUAUUUACUGCAAGGAUGUGCUGGAUAUCGAGCAGUUCUCCACGGUCAAGGGCGUCGAACUGGAGUCUACAGACAAUGACUUCUACCAAAAGUUUGCCACGGGGAGUGUGCCCAUCCCUUGGCAGAACGAGAUGAUUGAGACAGAGUGCUUUAAGGAGUUGAACGUCUUCAGCAUGGAUGGAACAGUACCCCCAGACCUCGAUUGGAAGGGCUUGCCCUCACCACAGCCCAAAAAGGGCUUGCUCCAGCGACUCUUCAGCAGACAGGACUGUUGUGGGAACUGCAGCGACAGUGAGGAAGAGUCCCCCACCCGCCUCUAGCCCAGAGGGCCUGACACCCACACCCGGAUGGCGGUAGCAGCUGCCCACCUGCCCUGUUUACAGUUUUGCACAAUUGUCCUUAAAGAUGUCUGUAAAGGCCCAUGGAGGUGCCUCAGAGCCGGGCAACCCCUGCACAUGCCAGGAUUGUUCUAAAUCUUUGGCUUGCCGGGGUAGUUUUCCUGCACCCUUGGGGGUGGAGCAAGGAGGAAAACUCUGUUCCAUUCUUCCUUCCCACCCAGCCUGGACGGGGUGCCCUAGGACACCUUUCUAGAGGUGGCAGACCCUGGCUCCCAAACCUGCCCCCUAGGAAUCAUUGGAAUUUUCUAUAUUUAUAUAUCUGUAUGUAUGUAUAUAUCAAGUGUAGAUUUUUAAAUCACUGGGCAGAGGAGCCAUCUCCCUCCCCACCACUGCCCACAGUACUCACUGUGGCCCUUCCCUGGGCCAGAGCAGAGAGGGGCAAGAUUUAUUGCCAAACCAAAGGGCCCCACCUGGCCCACAGGGGCUGCUGGGCAGCUAGUUUGGGUCCCAGGCCCUCCCCCAUCACACUCACUGUGUCACCCACCGUGAACUAGUGACAGUUGUGCCUACAUAUCCCACUGCCUUGUUUCCAGUGGCCUGGCAUAGCCUCGUGACUGCUGGAAACUCCCUCCCUGCCUGCUUCCAGAUAGGAACAUUUGGGGCCACUUAGUGAGGCCCCAAAAUAAGCCUCCACUUGGGGACAGAGGUAGCACAGACAGGAAGCCAAGGCCUGGCCUGUGGCUACCACCCCUAGGAUCCCCUACCCCCACAGGACCAGUGCCAACUGCCCGGGGAUUUGGGCCAUGUGGACCACACCCUUUAGAAAGGAGUGCAUCGUAGGGGUGGGGGUGGGGGGGUGGGGAGGGUUGUCUGAAUACCACCCUUAGUCUUCCCAGAAGGCAUCUCUUCCAUAAAGCCCCUGCCAGGUCUGAGCAGAUAGGCCUCUUCUCUCCCCUGGUGGCCUCCAGCUCAUGUGCCUUCCCAGGGGCUAGAGAAGUGGGGCCUGGGCUCUUCUCCAUCCCCAGUACAGCACCCCCCUUCCAAGGGUUUGGGAGGGGAGGACAGUUUUUAAAACAUUCCAGCCACAUUGCACAGUAUCCACUUGUCCCUGUGUGAGUUCCUAGCAAUAAUCUGCCCCUUCCUCGUGUUUCUGAGCGUGUGGCGUGCCUGCCCUCAGCCUGGGCCCUGUCAUCCCACUGAGCCAGGCUUCUCGGGACUGUGACUUACCCAAUAUGGCACCAUAUCUGUGGUAGCAUUUGCUUGCACUGAUGUUCCAAUAUGUAAAGACUGGUUUUUAUGCCUUUUAUUCAUUGUACGAUACCCAGUGUCUUUGUUGUUUCCUUCAUGCAAACGUGAAUAUAAGAGCAC